Messenger RNA from Anoplopoma fimbria (sablefish), 2784 nucleotides. Its product is annotated as epidermal growth factor receptor substrate 15-like 1. Gene Ontology annotation, biological process: endocytosis; endosomal transport. Gene Ontology annotation, molecular function: calcium ion binding; cadherin binding. Bases 216 to 2699 code for a protein of 827 amino acids. Lineage: Eukaryota; Metazoa; Chordata; Actinopteri; Perciformes; Anoplopomatidae. The record is from RefSeq and is a predicted model, not a curated record. The transcript is spliced from 24 exons. Gene Ontology annotation, cellular component: cytoplasm; plasma membrane; clathrin coat of coated pit.
UCAUUAUUGAUCACUAACGAUUGAUAGUGACAGUCGUGUUAUAGCCGAACAUCAUCUCUGCUCCGGAAUCAGUGGUGUUUAUUGUCAUUAGCAGCCUUUCCUUGUCAACUAAGUUAACAUGGUUAGCUAGGUUUCGUAUUGAUAGCAACGCUCCUGUACGUUUGAACCAAACAGGGGAUCUGAAAUGAACGAUACUGUAGCUGAUCAGCACACACAUGUUGUCAGGUGGAAACCCAGCCUAUGAGAGCUACUACAGACAGCUGGAUCCGGGAAACACAGGCAGAAUAUCAGCCGGAGAUGCAGCUCAGUUCCUUAAGAAGUCGGGGCUGUCAGACAGUACACUGGGGAAGAUAUGGGAUUCGGCAGAUUCAGAAAGAAAAGGCUAUUUGGAUAGACGGGGUUUCUUCAUUGCUGUGAGACUUGUGGCCUCAGCACAGGGUGGAAAUGACAUCAGCCUUCACAACCUCAACCAACACUUAGCUGCACCCACAUUUAGAGAUACUUAUAGCCCAUUAUUAAGUGUUUCAACGACGGGAGCGGAUUCACAGUGGGCGAUUAGGCCGGAAGAAAAAGGGAAGUUUGAGGGCAUUUUUGAGAGUCUGUGCCCUGUGAAUGGUCUCCUCUCGGGUGAUAAAGUCAGGCCAGUUUUAAUAAACUCCAAGCUACCUCUGGAUGCGUUAGGAAAGAUAUGGGAUCUAAGUGAUGUGGACAAAGAUGGACAAUUGGACAAAGAUGAAUUCACAGUGGCCAUGCAUCUUGUGUAUCGUGCCAUGGAAAAUGAGCCUGUCCCAGCCACAUUACCCACUUCACUCAUCCCCCCUUCAAAAAGGAAGAAGUCUGCAGGCGCGCUGCCAGGUGCAGUGUCUGUGCUGCCUGCUCUAUCAGGGUUUCCGGCUGGCCACGCUUUUCUCAAAGAUUCCCUGCGAAGCACUCCUCCCCUGGGCAACACUACUCCGUUCAGCACCAGUACUGUCAACCUCUCUCCAAAACACUCCUUUAAAUCCAGCUCACCGCCUGUGGUGAACUGGGUCGUACCGUUGGCCGACAGGGAGCGAUACGAUGAGAUCUUCAAGAAUACAGACAGCGACAAUGACGGCCUCGUCAAUGGAACUGAGGUCAUAGAGAUUUUCAUGCAGUCCAGUCUCUCUCAGACUAUGCUGGCACAGAUAUGGGGACUCGCUGACACUAAACAGACGGGCAAGCUGAACCGGGAGCAGUUCUCUCUGGCCUUGUACCUGAUCCAGCAGAAGGUCACUAAAGGCGUAGACCCUCCUUCCACUCUAACCACAGACAUGAUUCCCCCGUCAGAAAGGACUGCAGCUUCAGCAGCGGGCCCUAUUUAUGCGGGGCUUAUGUCUUCUGUGAGGCCUGAUCUUGCUGCACUAGCUCAUAUUCGCAGAGACAGCAGCAGCUCCACGGGAUCGGCCGAGCUGACAGGCAUCAAAGAGCUGGAUGACCUCAGCCAGGAAAUAGCUCAGCUGCAGAGAGAUAAAUUCAUUCUGGAGCAAGAGAUCAGAGAAAAGGAGGAAACCAUCAGACAACAAAAUAGUGAAGUUCAGGACAUGCAGAAUGGGCUGGACAGGGAGAGCAGCAGCCUGCAGGACCUGGAGUCCCAGAAGCAGGAGGCCCAGGAGCGUCUGGAGGAGAUGGACCAGCAGCGCUCCAAGCUGGAGGGAAUGCUCAACGAUGUCAAGCAGAAGUGCCAGGAAGAGUCGCAGAUGAUUUCAUCCCUGCAGAGCCAGAUCCGCUCUCAGGAGAACAACAUCCAGAGCCAGGAGGAAGAAAUGAGCCGCACCAAGACGGACCUGAACCGGCUGCAGGAUGAGGAGGCCCUCCUUGAGCAGAGUCUGCUCUCUGGUCGCGUCCAGCUGGACAGCAUCACUAAGUCUCUCAAAACCACUCAGGAAGAGAUCAACCAGGCUCGCAGUAAGCUGUCGCUGAUCCAGGAUAGCCAAAAGGAGUUGACCAAGACCAUUGAGCAGUACAACAGCGCUUUGAGCGACAUCAACGGAGGAAACCUCAGCAACAUGCCAGACUUAAGUGAAGGGUUUGUUGAGAAGGAGAACGGAGGUUUCAGAAGUUCGGAUGACUCCUUCAAGUCAAAGAUAGCUAUGUUCAACAGCAGCAGUGCUAAGGAGGCUCCAGCAGACCCCUUCCAGACGGAGGACCCCUUCAAGUCCGACCCUUUCCAAGAUCCAUUUGGAGCAGAUCCUUUCAGAGAAAGCGACCCUUUCAGAGGCACUUCAUCUGAUGAUUUCUUUAAGAGAACUGAAAAGGCAAAGCUGUUUGGAUCCUCGGAGCCUUUUGGUAGAAAACCAACACCACCAGCCAAGCCAAGUGCCCUCAGCAGUGGGGACCCUUUCACAUCACACAGCCCAAAACCAGAUGUGUUUGGGACAUCGGACCCCUUUGGAAGCAACUCUUUCAGUAGCAAGGGAGGUGGAUUUGCUGACUUUAGUCAGAUGUCAAAGAAGUCGGACAACCCUGUCCUCCCGACAAAGAAAAAUGUGCCUAACCGGCCUGCACCUCCCUAUGGAUCUAAAUGUAACAAGUUUGGAAGUGAGAACCAGCAGCUGGAGUGGGUCAAACGGGAGAGCGACCGCGAGGAGCAGGAGAGGCUGCGGAGGCUGCGGCUCCAGGAGCAGCAGGACCUGGAGCUGGCGAUCGCCCUCAGCAGGGCCGACAUGCCCAACGCCUGACCGGCCGUGGCCCGACCUGACCUCCUCCUUCUGCCUUACAGUCCUCCGUCCGCCGGCUCAUGAUAACUGCACCAACAAUGGCCCG